Molecule: messenger RNA, 4493 nt
Organism: Zalophus californianus (California sea lion)
Lineage: Eukaryota; Metazoa; Chordata; Mammalia; Carnivora; Otariidae
Gene: SEMA4D
Product: semaphorin 4D
Exons: 19
Coding region: 41-2716 (891 amino acids)
Biological process (GO): negative chemotaxis; negative regulation of axon extension involved in axon guidance; ossification involved in bone maturation
Molecular function (GO): chemorepellent activity; semaphorin receptor binding
Source: RefSeq, a predicted model, not a curated record
CUGCCGGCGAGCAGUCCCAUGCACUGGGCACGGUGUUGGGAUGGCAUGGCUGGCCCAGGGCGGCAAGCCCCAGCUCCCCCAUCCCCAGGGGAUGCCGGGCCCCUGCAGACCCCAUCUCUGCCCUGGACUCCCGUGCUGGGCACCAGGGCCUCCACGUGGAGAAAGCACGCUGGUGUUGGGGAGGACGGAGCGUAAGCGGGAUCAAGCCAAGAUUUCUGAAGACUCCGUCCUAGAAGCGACUGAGGGGAGGUUCUGGAGGCACAAGAUACAGAAUUUCUUUGUGAAGCCAAAAAGAAGCACACAGUUUAAGAACCCGGUGGCCUUCCACGUUGGCGGUGGUGACCUUGCCCGGCGCCUGGGAAAUGCGGGUCCGAAGGGUUUGCACCGCCCACCAGCUACGGGCUGUGCCGCUGGUCACAGCCCCCAGGCUCUGAGCAGCGUCCGCCGGGACACCCACCGCGGCCCCCAGGCCCACAAGCGUUUGCUGCCUGAGCCCCCUCUGCAGCGCCCACGCAUGAGGAUGUGCGCCCCUGUCGGGGGGCUGCUUGCUGCCCUCGCCAUGCUGUUUGGGAUGGCGAUGGCGUUUGCACCCAAACCCAGGAUCACCUGGGAGCGCAGAGAGGUGCACCUGGAGAAGUUUCACGAGCCAGGCAUCUUCAACUACUCGGUGUUGCUGCUCAGCGAGGACAAGACCACCCUGUACGUGGGUGCCCGGGAAGCCGUGUUUGCCCUGAGUGCUCACAACAUCUCCGUGAAGCAGCAUGAGGCAUACUGGAGGGUUUCAGAAGAUAAAAAAGCAAAAUGUGCCGAAAAGGGGAAGUCAAGACAGACUGAAUGUCUCAACUACAUCCGCGUGCUGCAGCCGCUCAGCGCCCGCGCCCUGUACGUGUGCGGCACCAACGCGUUCCAGCCGGCCUGUGACCACCUGAACUUAACAUCCUUUAAAUUUCUGGGGAGAAAUGAGGAUGGCAAGGGCAGGUGCCCCUUCGACCCAGCACAGAGCUACACAUCCGUCAUGGUUGAUGGGGAGCUGUAUUCCGGGACGUCCUACAACUUUCUGGGAAGCGAGCCCAUCAUCUCCCGAAACUCGUCGCACAGCCCUCUGAGGACGGAGUAUGCGAUACCGUGGCUCAACGAGCCAAGCUUCGUCUUUGCUGACGUGAUGCGAGAGCGCCCAGAUGGCGUGGACAGCGGGGAUGACCGCGUCUACUUUUUCUUCACCGAGGUGUCUGUGGAGUACGAGUUUGUCUUCAAGCUGAUGAUCCCGCGGGUGGCGCGGGUGUGCAAGGGGGACCAGGGCGGCCUGCGGACCUUGCAGAAGAAGUGGACGUCCUUCCUGAAGGCCAGGCUGAUCUGCUCGCGGCCGGACAGCAACCUCGUCUUCAACGUGCUGCAGGACGUCUUCGUGCUCAGGGCCCAGGGCCUGAAGGAGCCCGUGAUCUACGGGGUCUUCACCCCACAGCUGAACAACGUGGGGCUGUCCGCCGUGUGCGCCUACAACCUGUCCACCGCGGAGGCGGUCUUCUCCCGUGGGAAGUACAUGCAGAGCACCACGGUGGAGCAGUCCCACACCAAGUGGGUGCGCUACAACGGGGCCGUGCCCACGCCGCGGCCUGGGGCGUGCAUCAACCGCGAGGCGCGGGCCGCCAACUUCUCCAGCUCCCUCAGCCUGCCAGACAAGACCCUGCAGUUUGUCAAAGACCACCCUCUGAUGGACAGCUCCGUGACCCCGAUAGACAACAGGCCCAGGCUCAUCCGAAGCGAUGUGAACUACACGCAGAUUGUGGUGGACAGGAUGCAGGCCCUGGACGGGACCGUCUACGACGUCAUGUUUGUCGGCACAGACCGGGGCACCCUGCAUAAAGCGGUCAGCCUGGAGAAUGAGGCCCACAUCAUCGAGGAGACGCGGCUCUUCGAGGACCCCGAGCCGGUGCAGACACUGCUGCUAAAUUCCGAGCAGGGCAGAAGAUUUGUCUACGCGGGUUCCAGCUCAGGCGUGGUGCAGGCCCCUGUGGCCUUCUGCGAGAAGCAUGCCACCUGCAAGGACUGCGUGCUGGCCCGAGACCCCUACUGCGCCUGGAACCAGGCCACCGAGGCCUGUGUGGCCCUGCAGCCGACAGACGGCCCCAGCAGGGAUCUGAUUCAGCGCAUGAGCGGCGACACGUCCGCCUGCCCAGCCUCACCUGUACCCUUCCUUCCUCCGGGGUCCUCCCUGUCCUGUCAGGGCCCCGGCUCCGCUUCCUCUCCCCGAAGCCCCUGGCCGGCCUCGGCCUCGGGGUCGGACAGCAGCCUGCCCACUGCCUUGCUGCCGCCCCUCCUCAGCGACCAGGCCCAGCACGUGCACGCCCUGGGGACCUUCCACCUCUUCUGCCAGGCCACAGGUCCUGCAGACGUUCACUUCGUCUGGGAGAAGAACGGCCGUGAACUGGAGACGUGUGUCCCCACGCAGACCCACACGCUGCUCGACGGCAGGACCCACGUGCUCAGCUGGCUGCAGGACACCACCCGAGAGAGCGCCGAGUACCGCUGCUCCGUCCUCUCCUCCACGGGCAACAAGACCUCCAGAGCGUGGGUCACCGUCAGGAGACAUGAGGCGACCCACCAGGAGCAGUGGACCAGAGAGCUCGCUGCCUGGAGGGCUGUGGUCGGGGAGCAUGAUCGCAUGAUGCGGAGCUGGAGGAAGGCGUGGGAAAGCUGUGACAAGGACCCCUCGUAGACAUCAGCCGAGCCUGCUGCUCCUGGCCAUGCCACCCCUGGAGACGCCCCGGGACGGUGAGCGGCCACCUGGCCCGUUGAGACGUGGCCCCACCUCAACCUCUUCGACAGCAGCCAGAACUGUUUUAAAAACUUAGGUGCUUACAAGGCACAGAAAAGUCUGUCCCACAGAAACGGGCACCAGGAUGGUUAGGAAGCCGCGGAUUCUAUGUGGACACCGUGCGGACAGCCGUGUGUGCGCCGGCUCCUUUUCCAGAAGCACUGCUGCUAGGCCGCGUGGCUACCCCGCCUUCGCCGAGCUGUCCGGGCCCAGAGCGUGCAGCUCACCCUCCCCUGAGCUCCCACACGCCACCAGUGGCAAGAACUGGCCGGACACCUCGAGGGACCAGGAGGUAUCCCCCCCCCACCCUCCAGGAGCUCCUGGGCACUGAAGGCUUUGCGGGCUUCCGCGCAUCACCAAGCAUGAGAGCUGCUCCAUGAGCUUCUGUGCGUGCCCUGAGCUCGCGUGCGGUGGCACCAGUGGGUCCGUCCUGCUCCCGGCGGUGCCACAGGGCGGUGGGGGGGGGGGGGGGGCUGUGCUGUUGUGAGAGUUGCACCUUGGGGGCGCACUGUGUGUGCAGGACACGAAGGCCUGACGCCGCGUAGCCUGGACCCUGCGGACACCUUCUGCUGAAGGAGUGAUGGCCACACCAGCCACACCAGCACACCAGUCCACGCCAACCCAGACCCUCCAUUAGAGAUAGAGCUGUACCUCCCUGUGAGCGCAGCCUGUGUCCGGACCCCCCAUUCUGAGGCCGGGUCUGCCCGAGAGGCCAGCACACAGCGCGCCAGUGUUGCCCGUGAGAGCACGCAUCGCAGCUGCCGCGGGACGGGCCCCGUGGCCCGGGCCCUCCAGGGGGCUGCUCUACUGUGGCCUUGAGACUCGCCCCGGGUCUGGACGUGGCCGGAGCACCUCACACCGACACCACCAGGAGACGUGUGCCCUGAGCCCAGUGGGGAGGGUUUCUGGUGGGGACCCGUGCUUAGAACAGGAGUUUGGGUUUUCUGCUCUGUUGAGAAAAUAAACAGAAAUAAAUGCAGUGAGCGGAGCGCGUGCUUGGGAGGGGCGGCACCAUCAGCAGAGGCCAGCGCGUCACCGGCCGCCGUAGCCUCUGCCAUGGAAGGGACACCAUGGCCGGGCCAACCCCAGCAGUAAGUCACCCGAGCAGCACACCCUCUGGGGCCAAUGCAGAGCUCACACCUCCCUGCUCUGCUUCGGCUUCUCUGCCCCCAGAGCAGCGCCGCGCACAUGCCAGAGGCCAGGGCGCUCAGCAAAGGCCAGCAUCCCCUGCUGCAAGCUGUAAACGUCACGCUCUCCUUGUAGGUUAACUUCAGGACCUCCCCUCUCCCAUCAUCUCCGAUUUUCAAACCCACGACCGUGGACGGGGCACCUGCUGACACAGGGCGGGAAAGCCCUGCCGUGUGUGAUCCUCCCGGCUCCCCCCACCCCAGGAGAAACCUGGGGCGUCACACGGCCCCCGCUUCAACAGCUCCGAGAAGCAGGCGUGCUAGGAGUAGCACGUGCGCGCUCGACAGGACAAACGCUUCCCACGCACCACCCCAGCCACACGGCCCAACCUGUCCACACCGCAGGCCCUCCCUGACCUCACCCCGCUCCACUGUGCCCCCACAGGCCACUUGCCUCUCAGAUGUACGACACCCGACACAACCGAUCGCCCCUCACAGUGUGCUCAAGGCCAACGCGCUCCACUGGUUGCCCCGCACGCGCCCAGUGGCGA